UGCAAGUAACAAUAAAUAUUAUCUUGUAUACAUUAAAUUUAUUGAAGUUUACGAUAACUUUUGCAUGCCUUUGUUCACGUUUGAGGAGUUUAAUAUGGGUAGAAAUGUCGCUAAGCUUGUUGUAACUCUACUGGCAUUCACGAUCAUGCUGGUGGAAAUGUCGCAUGAAUUGCAACUUGAGAGGCAGCAUGCGGUCAACCAUUAUGGUGGUAGUGGGGGAGUAGAAGCUGGAGGUGCAUUUGGAGGUGAUGGUGGAGUUGGGGGAGGUGCUAGUGGUCAAGAGUCGGGAAAUGCUGGCAGUAACGCAGGCGGCGUUGUAGGAGCUGGAGGCAAAACUGGAGGUGGUGCAUGCGGUGUCGUAGGAGCGGGGGGUAGUGCCGGAGGUGCUGCUGGUGGUCGAGUUGGAGGAGGUACCGGAGGUGGUGUAGGAGCUGGAGGCGGUGUCAUAGGAGCCGGAGGUAGUGCUGGGGGUGCUGCCGGUGGUCGAGUUGGAGUAGGUGCCGGUAGUGGUGUAGGAGUUGGAGGUAGUGCAGGAGGUGCAGUAGGAGCUGGAGGUAGUGCUGGGGGUGCUGCCGGUGGUCGAGUUGGAGGAGGUGCUGGCGGUGGUGUAGGAGCAGGCGGUGGUGCAGGCGGUGUCGUAGGAGCCGGAGGUAGUGCCGGGGGUAGUGCCGGCGGUCAAGUUGGAGGUGGUGCCGGCGUAGGAGUUGGAGGUGGUGCAGGCGGUGUUGUAGGAGCCGGGGGUAGUGCCGGGGGUCGAGUUGGAGGAGGUGUCGGCGGUGGUGUAGGAGUUGGAGGUGGUACAGGCGGUAUCAUAGGAGCUGGAGGUAGUGCUGGGGGAGCUGCCGGUGGUCAAGUUGGAGGAGGUGUCGUCGGUGGUGUAGGAGCUGGAGGCAGUGCAGGCGGUGUUGUAGGAGCUGGAGGUAGUGCCGGGGGUGCUGUUGGUGGUCGAAUUGGAGGAGGUGCCGGCGGUGGUGCAGGAGCUGGUGGAGGAGUUGGAGUUGGUGCAGGCGGUAUCGUAGGAGCCGGAGGUAGUGCCGGGGGCAGUGUCAGUGGUCAAGUUGGAGGUGGUGCCGGCGGUGGCAUAGGAGUUGGAGGUGGUACAGGCGGUGUUGUAGGAGCUGGAGGUAGUGCCGGGGGUCGAGUAGGAGGUGGUACAGGCGGUGUCAUAGGAGCUGGAGGUAGUGCUGGGGGAGCUGCCGGUGGUCAAGUUGGAGGAGGUGUCGUCGGUGGUGUAGGAGCUGGAGGCAGUGCAGGCGGUGUUGUAGGAGCCGGAGGUAGUGCUGGGGGCGCUGUUGGUGGUCGAGUUGGAGGAGGUGCCGCCGGUGGUAUAGGAGCUGGAGGUGGUGUAGGCGGUGUCAUAGGAGCCGGAGGUAAUGCCGGGGGUGCUGCCGGUGGUCGAGUUGGAGGUGGUGCCGGCGGUGGUGUAGGAGCUGGAGGUGGAGUUGGAGGUGGUGCAGGGGGUGUUGUAGGAGCUGGAGGCGGAGUUGGAGGUGGUGCAGGGGGUGUUGUAGGAGCUGGAGGCGGUGCCGGUGGUAGAGUUGGAGGAGGUGCUAGUAGUGGUGUAGGAGUCGGAGGCGAAGCUGGAGGAGGUGUUGGCGGUGUUGUAGGAGCUGGAGGUAGUGUUGGAGGUGCAGUCGGUGGUCGAGUUGGAGGAGGUGCCGGCGGUAGUGUAGGAGCUGGAGGUGGUGCAGGCAGUACUGUAGGAGCUGGAGGUAGUGCCGGAGGUUCUGCCGGUGGUCGAGUUGGAGGAGGUGCCGUCGGUGGCGUGGGAGCAGGAGGUGGUGCAGGCGCUGUCGUAGGAGCUGGUGGUAGUGUCGGGGGUGCUACUAAUGGUCGAGCUGGCGGAGGUGUAGGAGCUGGAGCUGGUGCAAGCGGUGUUGUAGGAGCUGGAGGUAGUGCCGGAGGUGCUGCUGGCGGUCGAGUUGGAGGAGGUGCCGGCGGUGGUGUAGGAGUUGGAGGCGGAGUUGGAGGUAGUGCAUAAAGUGUUUGUGGUGGUGUAAAAGGUGUAGGCAACUAAUAACCGUUUGUUGUGUUGUAGAUGCUCGAAAAGUAGUACUGAUAGGUUGCUGUAUUAAUAAGCUUAUAAAAAAACUAAAUAUAUUAUAUUAUGGAACAAAUGUGGGUGAAAACUUGACUGAUUCGAAUGCUCUUUUUGUUCAGAGUAUAAGACACUUUUGUUUAAAAAACCUUCUUAUGGCAUUAUUGAAAAAUGUUGCAGCCUACAUCUUAAUGUUGUAAUAUACGAUGUUUUAAAAACUGGACGGCUGGUCGAACUGGUUAAUCUGUC
Messenger RNA from Mercurialis annua (annual mercury), 2287 nucleotides. Its product is annotated as glycine-rich cell wall structural protein. The record is from RefSeq and is a predicted model, not a curated record. Lineage: Eukaryota; Viridiplantae; Streptophyta; Magnoliopsida; Malpighiales; Euphorbiaceae. The transcript has a single exon. Bases 65 to 1981 code for a protein of 638 amino acids.